Messenger RNA from Thyridium curvatum, 2316 nucleotides. RefSeq lists its product as uncharacterized. The transcript is spliced from 4 exons. Lineage: Eukaryota; Fungi; Ascomycota; Sordariomycetes; Thyridiales; Thyridiaceae. Gene Ontology annotation, biological process: lipid catabolic process; arachidonate secretion; phospholipid metabolic process. The coding region runs from base 1 to 2316 and encodes 771 amino acids. The record is from RefSeq and is a predicted model, not a curated record. Gene Ontology annotation, cellular component: extracellular region. Gene Ontology annotation, molecular function: calcium ion binding; A2-type glycerophospholipase activity.
AUGAAGGCAUCCAUCAAGUUGGCCACCUUGGCCUGUGCUCUUUCAGGAGUCAGUGCCGCACCCGAGAAGGCGGAGAAGCGAGCCGGUUGCAACGCCGACAACUGUCUCCGUGCCAUCGCCAUCACCCGCUUGGGCGAGGCGACCCGGCAGGUCCGCCUGUACGACUGCAGCAGCUUUCUGCAGGCGACUGUCACGCCGGCAGCCACAACUAUCGUUACUACAUCAACGGUAAUGACCACCGUCACCUCCGGGGCCGCCAGCAUUGUCCCCAACAAGCGUGAGGAUGCACCGCUGGCUCCCCGUUCCGCCUCCAGCGAGAAGCCCAUCCCGGCCUACGCCAGCCCUUGCUCGGGCUCCGUCCGGUAUAGCAGCGCCUGCUUGUGUGCCGGCGCGACCAUCUCCACAGAGACCGCCGAGGUCGAGACUCUGACAUCGACCGUGUAUUCCACGUCCACGAUCGUCAUCAGCGACAGCCCCGCGUACCAGCCUACCAAAGCGGUGCACGUUCCCAAGUUCGACGACUGGACCUCUACCUACACAUACGAUGAGGUGGCUCUGCCCACCUUUGCCGCUCAGUCGGACCCGACCUUUUCCGCUCCUGUGCCUACGUCAACUUGCCUCUUUGAUCCCACAGUUCCAGGCAAUGAGUUUUACAUCAUGGAUCAAUAUUCCGGGUACAUGGUGAACCGCGAUGGUGCUCCAGGGCCACCUGCGCCGCCCACUACCCAGGAGGAGGCCGAUGCCAAGGCUGACCCGUCCACCUUUAAUCCCCCUACCUACGUCUUUGAGAAGCCAGAGAAUGGCCCUGACCGUAUGUACGACAUUGUACUCGCCGGUAGCAACCCAAAACUGUAUAUCGCCAUGAAGACCAACGGAGACAUGACCUUCACCACUGGAUCUACUCAGGGUGUCGUUAAGAACCGCUUGAUCACCACCAUCUUCAAUGUCGACUGCUUCGGCAUGCUCACCGUCACCCAGGGCACCACAACUUACAUCUGGAAAGCCACCGACAAGGGUACCAACGCCACCCCCGGUGCCCCCAACAACGAGGGCAUCGUCAUCCUGCCCAAGUCCAUGCGGAACCCGAUCCCUCCCAGGCCGUCUAAGAGAGACUUGGAGGAGCGGACAUAUGCCGAGGAGGGUUUCAGCCCGCGAUGCUUCGGCGCUCCUAGCAACGUGUUUGCUGUGACAAAGGUUGACGCCCGCAAACCGGCCGCCAACGGCUGCGGCUCUGGAGCCCUCGGCAAGUUGGUGCCCAACUGGAACUUUGGCAGUUGUUGCGACGCCCACGACUACUGCUUCGACAACUGUGACCGGGCCUUUGAGGGCUGCAACCUCGACUUCCUCGGCUGCAUGUCCAAGAAGUGCUGGUCUGUCGCCAAGAGCUGGACCUUCUGGCUCGCCCCGGCCUGCUUCGGCAUGGCCGAUCUGUACGCCGGCAUCGUCAGCGGGCCCCUCGGCAUGGUCGCCUUCCAGAGCGCCAACAGCGACCGCUGCACGUGCACCUGCCCGAGCUCCAACGGCCAGAAGGCCAGCAUCUGCGGCCCCAACUGCAUCGUGACGGGCGGCAACGACAACAACAACUGCGGCGGCUGCGGUAACACGUGCCCCUUCAAGACGCACUGCUCCAACGGCGGCUGCACCUGCGACGGCGACCGCUGCGGCAACCUGUGCCUGAACCUGCAGACGCACCCGCGCAACUGCGGCUCGUGCGGCAACGUCUGCGCCUCUGGCUACUGCUGGCAGGGCACCUGCAUGCCCGUGCCCGCGAACCCUGACCACUGCAUCCCCGUCGACGGCUUCGACAACGGCGGCUUCGCCUACAACUCGGACCAGGGGUGGACCGUGACCCGCACCGGCGACGCCCUGUCCAUGCAGCCCGCCCUCGGCGUCUUCGACGGCGCCGCCAGCGGCUCCGACCCCUUCGACGCCGCCGUCGACAUCCUGCACGGCCCCACCGGCGGGUCCGUCACGCUGAGCCAGGCCGUGCACAUCUGCCCGGGGACCAGCUACGCCCUCGACUUCGUCGCGCGCCGCGUCUACGGCACGACCAACCCGCAGCGCUCGUGCACGAUCCAGGCCUCGCUCGGCGGCCGCCAGGUCCUGAGCCCGACCGGCAUCGAGCCCACGCUGACGACCUGGAAGACCUUUGGCCCGCUCCCGGUCUCGGCCUUUGGCGCCGGCGACGGCGCCCUGACGCCCGCGUCCAAGCACUACUACACGACGCAGUUCGCCGUCACCGUCACCUGCAACGGGAAUGGCGGUGGCGGGUCCGACACUUUCAGGCUGGACAGCUUCUCUAUUUACCCGCAGUAA